This is a messenger RNA of Spirodela intermedia, 2233 nucleotides long. Lineage: Eukaryota; Viridiplantae; Streptophyta; Magnoliopsida; Alismatales; Araceae. The record is from the annotation of a GenBank genome assembly.
AUGACAACGCGUCUGAAACUGAGCAAGAGGAGCAUAGAGCCGCUGGUGGAUGCAACAGCAUAUAGAAGCAUCAUGGGGAGUCUCAGGUACCUGGUCAAUACUCGUCCAGACCUGGCAUUUGCUGUUGGUUAUGUGAGUCAUUUUCUAGAAGAGCCACGAAAGGAUUAAUUAGCCGCUGUGAAGCAAAUUCUCCGCUAUGUGGUGGGAACCAAGAGCUGGGGUCUCAGGUAUGAAAGAAAGGAGGAGCAGGUCCAAUUGACGGGGUUCAGCGAUAGUGACUUCGCUGGUGAUGUUGAUGCUCAGAAGAGCAAGAGCACGACUGGAGUCAUUUUCUUCUUGGCCAACAGCCUAAUUACUUGGCAGUCGAUGAAACAGAAGGUGAUGGCUUAAUCUAGCUGCGAGGCAUAGUACAUUGCGGCCGCCAAUACUGCCUAUUAGGGUGUGUGGCUCGCUCGGGUGCUAGCAGAGGUGCAUGGCUCAGCACCAAGUGAAGUAUCAUCUUGUCCGGGAAUCCGCAGAAAAGGAUUAAAUCAACGUGGAGUUCAUUAGGAAUGAAGAACAGUUAUGAGACGUUCUGACGAAGCCACUCAAAAAAGUAAAGUUCCAUGAGUUUCGUGCCAAGAUUGGCCUCGUUGAUGUUUGUGGUGAGCACAGCAAGGCUCAGGAUGAGAUUGUCAACGAGAGCCUUGCACAUGGAUAUGCUUCAUGUAAUAUGCAACGGGGCUCUGAGCUUGACCUUCAUGAGCAGCUCCCAGUCGGAAUAGUUGGUCUUGGUGAGCAUUGGGAACCCAGUCCCGGCGCUCACCUCACGAAUCACCCUCUGGACCACGCCGUCCUUUCCUCCUGCAAUAGCGCGUCUCGAUUGCGCGUUCUCAAUUCCAACGGCUGUACCUUGUCGCGAUCGAGUCCCGGCCCGCAACCUGGGAGCUCUGAUACCACUUGUCAGAAACUCGCCGGAGAGACGACGGCCGUUAAGAUGUCGCCGGCGAGAUCACCACCGAGUCACAGGAAAAACACAGCAGGAGAAACAGAUUUUCGAUUUCCUCAUCGAUCUUCCCUCCCUCCCUAUCGUGCAGGUGAUUUCACCUUGAUGUCCAGAGGGCCUGCGAAGCGAGAACUGGUCGAAGACAAGGUUUAUCCUAUCCUCGGAAUCAUUUUGCCGACAUCUUCCUCUCUUUGUUCGCAUUUUUGGAUCUUUUUUUUUGGAGGAAAUCCAGGUUUCCCGGUCUGUUCUGACUGACGAUCAUUUCUGGUUCUUCACCUCGUCUGGUUCUCGCUAGGUCGUCUGGAUCACCGGUGCCAGUCGUGGGAUAGGUAUUUCGAUCAUAAUUCGUAUUUCUCAAAUCCACAUCACCUCUUUCUGUCACUUGUAUCACUAGAUUCUGCGGCAUAUCAAGACACCGCGACAGUGGAAUCACCGUCUUCUUCCUUCUUGCCAUGGCUCGAUUAAUUGCCCCAUAUCGGUGGAAUCGCAGGGGAGGUUCUCGCGAAGCAGUUCGCCGCUUUGGGAGCCAAACUGAUACUCUCUGCGCGCAACGUCGCCGAGUUGGGGAGAGUCAGAUCCGAGCUCGUUGGUAAACAUUCUUCCCGCCGAUCGCCGAGACGAAAGCCGUUCCGGAUUUCUCUCCAUCGUGAAGCAUUUCCCUCUGUCCUCCCCUCGUCCCGUCCCCACGGUUCACGGUAGGGAAACACGCGCCGGCAGGAGUGGAAAUCCUGCCUCUGGAUUUGGUCUCUGGCGAGAGAUACCUCAAGGCCGCGGUUGACAAGGCAGAGGCAUUCUUCUCUGGCGCUGGUGUCGACUACAUGAUCCACAAUGCAGCAUACGAGCACCCCGUAUGAUUCCCUUCCUGUAUCUCUUCUUCCCUCCCACAGAUAUAUCUUCCUUCUCCAGUCUCUCGCACAUCAACCUCGCCGUCUCUUCCACUGAUUACGUUAUAUUGAAUUGCAUUCGUGAACAGAAAUCUUCCCGUCUCGUCGUCACUGAAGCGGAGCUCCAGGUAAUCAAAACCUUUCCCGCUAGAGAAGAGGAGGUCGUCAUUUCUCGUCCCAGUUCCCUCUCUCACUUUCUGCUGGGAGACAGGCCACUCUCAACACCGACGUCCUGGGGACGGCCAUCCUCACCAAGCUUCUCGUACCACACAUGCUGAGGAGAGGCAAGGGCCAUUUUGUCGUGGUAGGUGAAGAAUCUCCACGUUUCGUCCUUUCAGUUCACCUCCUCAUCCUCCAAGAAUGA